AUGACUGAGAUGUUUUGGGCUAUCAAGGUUUCUCUUGAUUCCUUAAGCAACAUUUUGAUAAAUAAUUCAUCAGCUCCUUACAGUGUCUUCCCGGACUCUCGGCCAUUUCUGAGAUGGUUACGUGAAAAAGGUCUUACAGUUGGCCUCAUUAGCAAUGCUGAAUACCGUUACAAGGACGUUAUUCUUCCUGCCUUGGGCUUGAAUCAGGUAUCGAGAAACCAGACCCAAAAAUUUAUCAAAUUGCUAUUGAGAUUUGAGAGGGCUGGAAAUAUUGCACCGGAAGAACCUCUGCAUAUCUGUGACAGUAUGCGCAAAGAUUACGUGCUAGCCAAGAGUGUUGGAAUGCAUGCAUUGCUACUAGACAGAUUUAAGACUCCUGAUGCCAAGGAGUGGAUAAAAUCUGGUGCAAUUGUACUUCCUGACUUGGUGGCAGUACAGGAAAUGCUUAGUCCAGACAAGUUGACAACGGACUUAUAG
Tripterygium wilfordii is the source of this 477-nucleotide messenger RNA. RefSeq lists its product as uncharacterized. The transcript has 3 exons. The record is from RefSeq and is a predicted model, not a curated record. Bases 1 to 477 code for a protein of 158 amino acids. Lineage: Eukaryota; Viridiplantae; Streptophyta; Magnoliopsida; Celastrales; Celastraceae.